AUGCCAUCCAACCGCAUUGACAAAGUCGCUAUAGUUGGUGCUGGUGGAAACAGCGGUCGCUUCAGGAGUUCUAUACUGACUUUCCUGGCAGUGAUUACCGAAGCCCUAGUGGCUGGUGGCAAGCAUACUGUGACCGCUAUCACCAGAGAGGGCAGCCAAAGCGAGCUGCCUUCUGGCGUCGAGGUUGCCAGGGUCGAUUACGACAAGCAGGAGAGCCUCGUAGCUGCUCUGCAAGGCCAAGAUGCUCUGAUCGUGACUCUCAACAGCCAGGCCGACCUCGAAGGUAUCCAAAAGAAGCUCAUUCAAGCCGCCGGCGACGCUGGCGUGGCUUGGAUUCUUCCCAACGAGUUUGGGUUCGAUACAGCCAACGAGCAACUCAUUAAAGAUGUUGUCUUUACGAAAAUGAUGGUCAACACUCGUGCCAACAUUCUUGCCCACGGCAAAUCCUCCUUCAUCUCCGUGGUCACCGGCUUCUGGUAUGAAUGGUCGCUAGCCAUCCCCCCUGCGUACGGGAUCGAUCUCAACAACCACAGCGCCACGUUGUUCGACGAAGGCACCACCAAGAUUUCCACCUCCACCUGGCCACAAGUGGGGCGUGCCGUCGCUGCCCUCCUCUCACUGCCCAUCAAGUCUGAGGGCGAGGGUGCAUCAUGCCUCGAGGACUUCAAGAACCAGUUGGUCUAUGUCUCGUCGUUCUCCGUCUCACAGCAAGACAUGUUGGAGAGCGCCUACCGUGUAACGGGCACCACAGAGGCCGACUGGAAGAUCAAGAAAGAGGGUGCGCGGAAGCGAUAUGACGAGGGCAUCGAUCAGAUGAAAAAGGGUGAUCGCAUCGGCUUUGUCAAGAUGAUGUACACGAGAGUCUUCUGGGACGACAAUGUGGGCGAUCAUGAGGGUCGCGUGAUCAACAAGGAGCUGGGACUGCCGAAGGAGGAUCUGGAUGAGGCAACGAAGCGAGCGGUGCAGAGGGCGAAGGAACAAAAGAACUUGUGGGUUGAUGGUUCUGAUUAA
Messenger RNA from Cyphellophora europaea CBS 101466, 1011 nucleotides. RefSeq lists its product as uncharacterized. Bases 1 to 1011 code for a protein of 336 amino acids. The record is from RefSeq and is a predicted model, not a curated record. The transcript has 5 exons. Lineage: Eukaryota; Fungi; Ascomycota; Eurotiomycetes; Chaetothyriales; Cyphellophoraceae.